Messenger RNA from Acanthopagrus latus (yellowfin seabream), 1562 nucleotides. RefSeq names its product G-protein coupled receptor 6. The transcript has 2 exons. NCBI's taxonomy places the organism in Eukaryota, Metazoa, Chordata, Actinopteri, Spariformes, Sparidae. Gene Ontology annotation, molecular function: sphingosine-1-phosphate receptor activity. Gene Ontology annotation, biological process: G protein-coupled receptor signaling pathway. The record is from RefSeq and is a predicted model, not a curated record. The coding region runs from base 436 to 1443 and encodes 335 amino acids. Gene Ontology annotation, cellular component: membrane.
AGCUCGCCACGCGUGUGUCCGCUCGGAUCCCCUCUCCUCCUCCUCCUCUCUCUGCUCACAGUCGCCUUCCUCACCGAGCUGAACACCGGCCAAUGCUUCACACCACCCGUGCCCUGAGUGUCUGCCCCAUGCCUGGGAAGCACAACAAAACCAAGGGCUUCACCUGAGAGGAGCGAGGACACAGGGGGAGGGAAACCAUCGCGUUCGUUCAAACUUGGAUUUCUAAAAUUGAAAAAAUAAAUAAAUAAAUAAAUAAAAGACACAAGACAUCUCUCAUCGGACGAAAGGGCUCUGAUAUCCGAUCUGAUAUCUCUUAUAGGCAGACUGCUCAUAUGUCCACUGGUGCUGUCGCGCAACAAACCCUGAUUUUGACUAGACACCUAAAGAGAAAACUUUGUUCCUCUGCUGCCUUCUCAGGACAGACAGGAUCCAGCCAUGAACGAGUCGCUGGUGGUGAACGACUCCUCUGCGAGCCCUGUGGCCGGAGAGGCGCUCCCCUGGAUGGAGGCCGGCUCUCCAGAGCGCAACGGCAGCCUGGAGUUCUCCACCGCCCCGCUGGACUUCGCCAUCAACCCGUGGGACAUCAUGCUCUGCAUGUCGGGCACCGUCAUCGCCUGCGAGAACGCCAUCGUGGUGGCGAUCAUCUUCUACACCCCGACGCUCAGGACGCCCAUGUUUGUGCUGAUCGGGAGCCUGGCCACGGCGGACCUGCUGGCCGGCAUGGGAUUAAUCCUGAACUUUGUAUUCCAGUACGUGAUCUCCUCCGAGACCAUCAGCCUUAUCACGGUCGGCUUCCUGGUGGCCUCCUUCACCGCGUCCAUCAGCAGCCUCCUGGCCAUCACGGUGGACCGCUACUUCUCCCUGUACAACGCGCUGACGUACUUCUCGGAGAAGACGCUGCAGUACGUGCACCUGAUGCUGGUGGGGACCUGGGGGGUGUCCCUGUUCCUGGGCCUGCUGCCGGUGCUCGGCUGGAACUGCCUGGACGAGCCGGCCUCCUGCAGCAUCGUGCGCCCCCUGACCCGGAGCAACGUGACGCUCCUGGCCACGUCCUUCUUCGCCAUCUUCGUGCUCAUGCUCACGCUGUACUUCAAGAUCUGCAAGAUCGUGUGCCACCACGCGCACCAGAUCGCCCUGCAGCAGCACUUUUUCGCCACGUCGCACUACGUGGCCACCAAGAAGGGGGUCUCCACGCUAGCCAUCAUCUUGGGGACAUUCGGCGCCAGCUGGCUGCCCUUCGCCAUCUACUGCCUGGUGGGGGAGAAGGAGUACCCGUCGGUCUACACCUACGCCACGCUGCUGCCGGCCACCUACAACUCCAUGAUCAACCCCAUCAUCUACGCGUACAGGAACGCGGAGAUCCAGCGCUCCAUCUACAUGCUGCUCUGCGGCUGCUUUCAGGCCAACAAGGCCUACCGCUCCAGGUCACCAAGUGAAGUGUAAUGAGAGAAAAAAAAAGACACUAGGGCUCCUUUUGUGUGAAUGUGUGUGUGUGUGUGUGUGUGUGUGUGUGUGUGUGUGUGUGUGUGUGUGUGUGUGUGUGUGUGUGCGUGUGUGUGUGA